AUGGAGCUCCACAGAGUGCAUCAACCCUUCUACCAAAGCCACCUAGGUGAGGAGAAGCAACAAAUGCUGAACCUGAACCAACGCCUGGGGACCUACUUGAGCCGGGUCAAACACCUGGAGGAGGAAAAUGCACUUCUUGCAAAGGAGAUCCAAACUCUGAGACACAGCAAUCAUGGAGCCUUAUCGCACAGGAAGAGUCUGGAGGAAGAACUGCGUCAGGCAAGACUGGAGGUGGAUGCAGCCUGGAAACACAGAGUCUACACAGCGUUAGAGGUUGGAAAGCUCACUGAGGAGCUCCAAACACUGGAUUUGCAAAGGCAGAAGGUGGCCCAGGCUCGGGUGGAUGCCAAUAAAAAGUUUGAGAAAAGCAGGCAGGAGCUGGAAGAGGAGCACCGCGCACAAAUCUGGCUUAGGCAGAAGGUUAGUCAGCUGGAGAAUGAGAUGAAGCUCCUAAUUCAAAACCACCAGGACAAUGUGGCCCACUUGGAGGCCAAAAUUACCCAUUCCAGAUCCACAGUGCCAACCACAUUUGCUCAAAGGGGCAACCUGACACCAAACCUCCUACAGCUGGAUCAGGAGUACUCCCAGAGGGCCAACAGGGCAUGGCAGGAGACAGCAGAUGCCUAUCAGGGCCAGUUAGCUUGGCUAGAGGAGUCGCUUAACCAGGCCAGAAGCCGUUUGAUGCAAGUGGGCCAGGAGAAGAGUGAGAGUCAGCUAAAGCUCCGAGCCCUGGAGAAGGAGAUCGCCUCAGCCCAAGAUGUCAGGAUGCAUCUGGAGAAGACUGCAUUCCAACAGAGAGACAAACACAGCCUGGAGAUCCAGCAGCUGCAGGACCACUUGGAGGGCCUGGAGGCGGAGAAAGAGGAGCUGGGCCAGCAGAUUGAUUGUCUCCUUCUGAAGAACCGAGACCUGCUGCAGCAGAAGAUGUCUCUGGGCAUGGAGGUCUCCACAUACAGAGCUUUGCUGGACAGUGAAAGCCUCGGCGGGGGAAAUAUCUCUUUGUCAAAUCGGCCAAGAAACAUUUUCAUCACAGAUACAGUUUUCAGUCCUCAAGGGGUUAAAAAGAAUUACAAGACCCAGCUGCCUGCCAGCCACAAGACCACUUCCUUUUCAUCUGUCUGUAGUACAACAGGAAAAUUGCAAGCAACAGCAACACAUGCUUCAUCAGUCUGGAGUAGAAAACCCAUAAUCCUCCCUGAAACUCAAAAUAUUUCAAGAAAACGUGCAGACGACAACACAACAAAGUCAUCAACAUGGGAUACCCCUUAUCCGAAAAUACUGCAGGAUGGAGCAAUUGAAAAUUUUAGACCACAGGAAGUUCAUGAGAAAGUCACCUAUGCUGAGCCUCUUUCACCUCCGAAUGAGCAAGAGGCUCAUAACGACACCUUUGUGGACCAAGAAGAGGAAGAUAAUUGGAACAAUGUUGGUGGUGAACUUACUGAAGAAAAAACAGUAGGGUCAGUUGUCAGUUAUGAGGUUGAGUCUGGCCUCAACAGCAAGCUGCAUGUCAAUGAUGACAUUAUUCAGCAUCAGUUUCAAACAACACCCAGUCUUACAUCAUACCAUGAGAGAAGGACAGAGGAGCUCUGCGGUUUCUCAUUUGAAUCUGAUAAGGAUGGGCCUUGCAAAAUGUUAGCUGCAGAGCAAGAACUGAAAGCCCCAAAUGAUGCAUUGAUAGAAAAAGAGUACAUAGACGAAAAGGUAGAGUAUGUGAAAGAGGAAACCUCAGAUUCUGAAACAGAGGCGGUACUCGAACCAACCUUCGAAUCCAGAACAAGCAGUCCACUGUCUGAAUGUGAACCUGAAGAAAGUGUUUUUAACCAAGUUACAGAUUUCAGCCAAGAUGAAAACAUCUUGAAAGAGGAGGCAUUUGAGAUAAAGCAAGAAAAAAGCUGUUCCAUGGUAGGAAAUCAGAUUGAGGUUGAGGAUAAAUUGUACCCUGAUGGAGAAGAGAUGGAUACAUAUGAUAGUGUGAUGGAAAGGAAGGUUGAUCUGAAGAUGGAUGAUGACAUAAAAAAGCAUGAAACAAAAAAAAAACAUGCUGAACCAGAGGAGGAUGUAUCAGUAAGAGAAGAAGGGCAUAAUAACAAAGAAACAAGGCAGGAUUUUGCCACUAAUGUGCAGCAAGAUGACAACAUGGCAUCGUCAUUGAUGACGCACAUUGAUGACGCACAAGUAGAUUACAGACAGCAUGUUGAGCCAGGAGAAGAGCAUUCACCACUUCCUGACGACGAAGAGGAUGAAAACGAUGAAGAGGAUGAUUCUCCAAAUGUCUCAAUGUCGUGGAAGACCGAGGUGGAGAGUGACAGCUAUGCUCUGGACAACACUCUUGCUGACACUCGUCCUUUGAUUCGAUACAAGAGCGACGACACUGAUGCCAAUACUCAGGCUUCACACAUGGAUGAAAGCGAGUCCAGUGAAGGUGAACAAGAAAAGAAGGUUGGAGAGACGGGAACUGGAGAGUGGAGCGAAGACAAGUCAAAGAAAUUUGGAACCAUGGAAGAUCUGUGCGAAGAAGUUGAAGGAGAGGCAUUGGAUGAGGAAUAUGAUCUGGGUUACGCUCAUAUUGAGGACAGGGAUGCUGGCCAUGGCAUGACUGUGAGUGAGCAUACUACACCGGUGAAUGAUGAUGAAGUUACAGAGGAAAUGAUCGAGAAAGUCGAUGAGGGAGAGUCGGAUGAAGAAACUGAGCAGCUUGCCAAACCGAUGGUACCCACGUAUGUAGACUAUGAUGAAGAGUUGGAGACAGACAGACUUGUGGAACAGGAAUUGGAAAACCUAUCAACAGACAGCUACAGUGUUCGCUUUGCAUUUGAUGACAGUGAAGCAGUCCUACCUCUACAGGAAAAGUCUGAUACGGAAAUGACAGAGCAAGAAGAAUCUGGCAAAACAAAAAUGGAAGACAUGUCUUCCUGUGUAGAGCCUGACAUGACAGUAAACCAUGAACUCAGAUCUUCUACUGCAAUUAUCGAUCAACCGUAUGAGAACCUAUAUUUCAGUGAAUUGUCAGUGGCAGUGCCUCAAACAGACAACCUGGCUGAUGAAGAGGUCCAUGAUAAAGAUCAAGAAGCUGUAGAUGCUCCAGAAAAAGAGGAAGAAGAUGAACACAAUAUGUCCAUGGUGACUCAUGCUGAUGUAACAGAAGAUCAGCCUAUCUUUAGUGACUUCAUCAGCAGGCCUGAUAUGGAGGAAAUGAACAACUCAGAGGAUCCAAAGUCCACGUUUCAUCUAACUGAUCCAUUCACUGAUAUGAAAGAGGCUACACCUGCAGAAGCAUCCAGUGUGUCUCAAGAACACGUAGUCGAGGAUGUUGCAGACUGUCAAGCUUAUCCCGAAGUUCAAGAAACAGCUGAAUGGGAAGUCCUUAAGAACCCAAGUGAGGACUUUGAAAUCAGAGAUCAGAACGAAGAUUAUGUAAAAUAUGAUAAUGCGCCGAAAUCAGCUGAAAGUUAUCUUCUUGAUGAUGGAGGCACUGAUGAAGGUGCCGUGACACAUGAAGAGGAGCCCCUUGAGAUUUCCCCUGACAGUAUACCUGAUGAAACCGACAUCUUUGUGGUGAAAGACUCAACAGAACUAUCGAACAAAAAUGGCAAAGACAGCAACCUCCAUGAGUACUUCAGCUCUGGUGUAAACAAUGAUUUCUGGCUGUCCUCCCUGGAGACCGGUGCCACUUUUCAACCAGAUGAUGCCUAUAAUGAAUCAGCUGAGCUAACCAAUAAGAAUCUAGGGUUUGGUGACAGUGUAGUUUGGGGGAAUCUGGAAAAUUCUAAUAUGGUAAAUGGGAAGACCAGGGCGGAUAUUGACUCAUCUAAAGAGUUGGAACCUAAGAAAGAGCAGGAGCAGAUGCAUUCAGGGGUGAAGCAGAUGUUAGGUGGAAAUGUUAAGGUGGGGUUGGUUCAAUCUGAGGAGUCUGAAGUUGAGGGUGAAGCCUGGUCAUCUGGGGAGGAAUAGUUAUAAAAAGUAGCGAGGGGUAUAGUUAAAUCAGUUUUAGAUCUUAUCAGUUUUAGUCAGCUGAAAAUUAGAUUUUGCUAUAUAAUGCAUUAACUAUAAAACCAAAUUUGUGCCUCAGUGACACUAACCACCAACGUGCCAAUUCAAUCUGUACAGAUACUGAGCACAUGCCUCAUUUCUGUAAACUGAUAUAUUUGACAAAACUUUUCCCCCUUCUAUUAUUAUUAUUAAUAAACUAUUCAGUCUUUCAGUGUGCAUGUUAUGAAAGAAGGUUGGGCAUUUCUGCAUGAGGGAACAGCAUGUAGACAGAAGAAAGAAUGUCAUUAGAAAGUCAAAGUAUUAUUGAUUGCUGUCUAAUCUGAUUUUACUCACUGAUGGAAAUCAAUGACACCAGAAGGGUAGGAUUCCUUGUAGAGC
Messenger RNA from Scomber japonicus (chub mackerel), 4368 nucleotides. It is a transcript of the gene nes, whose product is annotated as nestin. Gene Ontology annotation, molecular function: intermediate filament binding; CCR5 chemokine receptor binding. The record is from RefSeq and is a predicted model, not a curated record. Gene Ontology annotation, cellular component: intermediate filament. The transcript has 4 exons. Gene Ontology annotation, biological process: positive regulation of intermediate filament depolymerization. Lineage: Eukaryota; Metazoa; Chordata; Actinopteri; Scombriformes; Scombridae. The coding region runs from base 1 to 3951 and encodes 1316 amino acids.